AUGAAGUCUUUCUCCGUUGCUAUGGCCAUGCUGGCUGCUGCUGGUAUGGUCUCUGCCGCCAGUGUUUCUAGCUCGGACUGCGCUCAAAUGUGUGUCUCCAACAUGAACGCCAAGGCUUCUGAGCUUGGCUGCACCUCCGGUGACAUGGCCUGUCUGUGCAAGUCUUCCGACUACUCUUACGGUAUUCGCGACUGCACCCAGGAGGCUUGCCCCGAUGACAACGCCGAGACUGUCCUCUCCAUGGCUUUGGAGAGCUGCCCUAGCUCCUCUUCCUCCUCUGCCUCUUCCACUGGCUCCGCCUCGGAAUCCGGAUCUAAGACCUCCACCGGCUCUGUUACCAAGACUACUGCUUCCACCACCAUCACCACCUCCGUCUCUGGCACCCUCACCACUGAGACCAAGCCAAUCACCGAGACUGUCUCUUCCACUACAAUCACUACCUCUGUCUCUGGUACUCUCACCACCGAGACUAAGCCUAUCACCGAGACCACUGCUUCCACCACCAUUACCACCUCCGUCUCCGGUACCCUGACCACCGAGACCAAGCCCAUCACCGGCACCGAGUCCACUCUGAUCACCACCACCAGCACUGGCUCCACCACCAUCACCACCUCUGUCUCUGGCACUCUUACCACUGAGACUAGUGCCUUCACCACCAGCACUGAGACCUCCACCUCUGACUCUGGAUCUGCCCCGUCUACCAGCACUGGCGCUGCUCACCCCAUGGCCACUGUCGGCACUGGUGCUUUCGGUGUUCUUGGCCUGGCUGCCAUGAUGGUUCUGUAA
Penicillium verhagenii is the source of this 786-nucleotide messenger RNA. RefSeq names its product CFEM domain-containing protein. The record is from RefSeq and is a predicted model, not a curated record. The transcript has 4 exons. NCBI's taxonomy places the organism in Eukaryota, Fungi, Ascomycota, Eurotiomycetes, Eurotiales, Aspergillaceae. The coding region runs from base 1 to 786 and encodes 261 amino acids.